Molecule: messenger RNA, 2637 nt
Organism: Medioppia subpectinata
Lineage: Eukaryota; Metazoa; Arthropoda; Arachnida; Sarcoptiformes; Oppiidae
Source: the annotation of a GenBank genome assembly
CCGGUGGUGUUGGCCACUUGGAAACACACUUUCCAGGGCGGCUGCGCCUCCCAGAGCGCACUCCUGGCCGAGUCGCGUGUCGUCCAGGAGUCGCUUCGUAUACCGGGAACCGAUCUGAAUCUUGUUUACCAUUCCUCGCGAGUGAACGGCUAUUUGUCUACUAUUGAACUCCAACUGACACCCGAUAAGAUACCCCAAGCGCUCCGAUUGGUUCACCUGAAGAUCGCCAUCGAGGGUAUACUCUUCGAGAAGACCUUCGAAGCGGAUCCCACCAUAAUGUUUACCUACGCGUGGAAUCGGCGCAACAUUUACCGCCAAAAAGUCUUCGGUUUGGCCACCGCUAUGGUUCACGUGGGCUAUCAGUACACCGGUUGCGCUGCGACCGUAUGGGACGUCCAGACGGUACAGUUGGCCGGACACGAUAUGGCCAUCUCGGAGAUCGGCGGCUGGAAUCUGGACAUUCAUCACCGGUACAACUUUCACGAGGGUAUUCUCCAGAAGGGCGACGGAACCAAUGUCUACCUGAAGCAAAAGUCCAAAGUGAUGUUGACCACGAUGGGCGACGGCCAACAGCGCCCCCUUCACUGUCCCUAUUGUAAUGGUGUGGCCAGAGAUCAACGCCUGUUGGCACCCGUGGCACUCGCCUCCGCCCCCGAUGGCAGCGUAUAUGUCGGCGACUUUAAUCUGGUCCGACGUAUUAAGACCGACGGAUCAGUGCAAACGGUGGUCGAGUUGAGCGAGUCCUCCGUGGCCUAUAAGUAUCACUUGGCUGUCGGUCCCAUCGACGGUAAGCUCUACUUCUCGGACCCGGAAAAGCAUCAGAUCCUGCGGGCGAUCAGUUUGGAUCAGAUACCCGAUCCGCGCAACAAUCUGGAGAUAGUGGUGGGCACUGGUGUCAAGUGUUUGCCCGGCGAUCGCUCGGCCUGUGGCGACGGCCGACUGGCCCGAGACGCCCGCCUGUCGUACCCCAAAGGUCUGGCCAUAUCAUCCGCGGCAGAGAUCUUUGUGUCCGACGGCACAAACAUCCGAUACGUGGACGCGUCCGGUGUUAUUCAUACACUGAUCGGCGAUCACUACCACAAGAGUCACUGGAAACCGCUUCCCUGUUCCGGAUCUAUACCGCUGCAGAAGGUGGCCCUCCGGUGGCCGACCCAACUGUCCAUUUCGCCCAUUGAUAACUCGCUGCAUAUACUCGACGAUCAUAUGGUCCUGAAGUUGACACAAGACCGGCGGCUGCGAGUGAUCGCCGGCCGGCCCUCCCAUUGCUCGUCAGUCAUCACCGGAACGCCCGAAGAAGUGCCAAACGCCGAGACCGGCGAGGCUUUAGCUUCACAAGUAUUCCUCGAAACGCCCCAAUCGAUAGCCUUCGGACCGAAUGGCGACCUCUAUAUCGCCGAAAGCGACUCCCAGACCGUGAAUCGGGUCCGUGUGGUCACCGCCAACGAUAACAAGAUCCGUAGGUUCGCCGGCGCCGACCUCAAGUGCUCGUGUAUGGACGUACAGUGCGAGUGCUAUUCGCCGGACCUGUUGGCCAUCAACGCCAAACUGUCCACCGUAUCGGCCAUAACAGUCACACCCGACGGACGCCUACACGUCUGCGACCAGGAAAACCUCCGCAUACGGACAGUGGUGUCGCCACUGCCCGACCAAAACCCCACGAACGGCGAGUACGAGAUUGUCAGUCCCCUCUCCACCGAGAUCUACCUCUUCAACAGACACGGCCAACACGUGUCCACCCGAUCGGUAAUGACCGGCCAUACGGUGUAUACGUUUAGCUAUAAUGUCAAUACACUGAACGGGAAGCUGUCGUCGGUGACCGACUCGGCCGGCAAUAAGCUGUAUAUACUUCGGGAUUACAGUAAUCAAGUGAAGAGUAUUGAAAACUCCCAGGGUGGAAAGUGUAGAUUACAAAUGUCCCGGCUGGGUAUGCUCAGCACGUUCACCACGCCCGACAACUUUGUGACCAAGUUGACUUAUUAUGGAAAUACUGACGCCCUGUUGGCCACCCGUACCGACUCGUGGACCCGUUCGGUGGCCUAUCAGUACGACCAAUACGGCCGACUCGUGAGGGCAGUGCUUCCCGACGGCGAUAUCAUUGAAAUGCAGUAUAAGCUGAACACCGACGGCGCCCGAGUGGCCAUCGAUCGCAACGGCAAAGAGUUGAUGAAACUGGCGAUUGUGGGCCAAGAGGUGAGCAGUGUGUCCACCACUGGCGAUGAGGAUCAGCCCCUCGUGUUGACAAAGAUUGCGGCCAAAGACUCAAAGUUUACCAUCAAGUCGGCCGACACUAGUGUCACAGAGAUCGAGUCCCAGGUGUCGCCUGUGAUCAGCGAUAUGUGGCCCAAAAUGGCCGAGACUUGGCCUCUGCCCACACGUAUGCGAGUGAUAGCCAACGACGAGAUCAGUACAAGACUCGAGUGGAAACACUACGUCCGCCGCAGCGCCGGCUCUAAAGGCCAGUCGACUGAUACGAAACGCAUACAAACUGUUGGCCGCAAACUCAAAGUGAAUGGCGAUCCUGUGCUGGCCGUGGAGUACGAUCGCGACGCCCAACAGGAGCUACUUCUGGACCAAACCAUGAAACCCAUUGUCACCGUUAGCUACGACCCGGUGGGUCGACCCCUGCGGUGGACCUCC